GGCUAUUGUACCUAUGUAUCACAAAAUUGUGAUCAUACCUAUAUAUUUAUCCAUGGUCGUUAUCUAAUGAUUUUUGGUAACAUUUUUUCAUAUACAAUUUAUAAACGUGAUAACAAAAUUUGUAUUCUUGUUCUAGUUGUAAGGUAUAAUUUAUAACGAAAUUGUUUACUAUUUUACCCGCCGACCAGUUAACGGACUUCGGCGUUCAUCAUAGGAAAUCUUUUUUUUCUUCAGAAAAUUAAGACCGAAAUAUUGGUGCAAUGUUCUAUCAUGUAUGUAUAAUUAACAUACCUAGUAAUAGAUGUAAAAGGUGUUAUAUUAUUUUUAAUAAUUAUACAAACAUUUUUCUACUAACCAAUUUAGAUCGCUUUAGAACACGAUGUACUACUUCAUCCUCGGUAUUUUGGUCCACAACUUUUGGACACUGUUAAACAAAAAUUGUAUCGUGAGGUUGAAGGAACAUGUACUGGAAAGUAAAUAAUGUAAAUUUUAUUUUACUGUAUUGUUAACUCUAAAAUAAUUUAAUGUUUUUAAGGUAUGGAUUUGUAAUUGCUGUAACUCAUAUUGAUAAUAUUGGUUGUGGAUUAAUUUUACCUGGUCAAGGAUUUGUUGUGUACACUGUAAAAUAUAAAGCUAUAGUUUUCCGUCCCUUUAAAGGUGAAGUUUUGGAAGCUGUCGUUACCCAAUUAAACAAAGUAGGGAUGUUUGCUGAAAUUGGACCCCUAUCUUGUUUCAUAUCCCAUCAUGUAAGUUGUAUAUUAUUAUAAAAUAAUCCUAAGUCAGUAUUAUAGUAACAUUGUGUCUCGUGUGCCUUUUUUCAUAUUCUGAUUAGCCAUUGUAAUCUUGGUAACAAUCAUUAACAAAGACCUACUGGGAAAUUUCCAGAGUAAGAGUAAAUUCAUAUUUUAUUUUCUUUGGGUUACAGACAAUGUUCAGUUGAUUUUAUGGUGUUAUCAGCAUAAAUAUUUGUUGAGACCAUUUAACAUUUUAACUAAAUUGCUUUAGAUAAUAAUUUUUUAAAAAUUGAAUUAAUGAUAUAUUUUCUAGUUUGUAAUAGUUUAGAUUUACUUUUUUUUUUUUUAAUACAAAUAAUCAUAGAGUAGUUUAUCCUAUUGAAAAUGUUUGUUCAUAAAUAUAAAUAUAGUGUCACUUUUUAAUGUGCAUUUAAAGCAUUUUAAUUAAAGUACCUAUAACUAUUGAGUAUAAAUCUACUGUCUAUAUUUGAUACUAAUACCUAUUUUAAAUUUAUUCAAUAUUCUUCAGUUUCAAGAACAAUCUAAAUAUACACAUAUUUUAAGUUUAAAAUCAUUGUAUUAUAUUUUAAAUGUAUUAUUCUUAUAAUAACUAAUAUUGAUGGUUUUUUCAAAAAUACAUCAUAUUUUAAAAUCUUCAUAAGAAUGUUAAUUAAAAUAUUUUAUUUGUUUCAGUCUAUACCAUCGGAGUUACAAUUUUGUCCUAACACAUCACCACCAUGUUACAAAUCAAAAGAAGAAGUAUGUAGUGCAUAAAAUAUAUUUAAAGAUACUUGGUAUUUUAAAUACAAAGAGUAUUUUGUUUCACAUUGUUACUUAUUAUUUUAAAAUAUACUUGUUAUAAAUACACCCUUAUUUUUCCAUUCAAAAUGUUAUUAAAAGAAUAGGUUUUGUCAUAGUAAAAAUGAUACACAAAGAACAAUAAAGAAAGUAGCAAAUUACAUCUUGGGUUUUGAAGAGAAACGAACUAGGAAUGAAUGGUUUGACAAAAUUUGCAAGAGAGCAAUGGACAAAAGAUAUUUUUGCACGAAUAAAUAUUGAUUCAAACUUCCAUUGGAAAUAAUAAGAGGAUAUUGGCAACCAGAUAGAGAAUUAUAGCGUACAGUUAGAAGAAAAUAAAUUUGGGGAAAAUAAGGAUAGAGACUAUAGAUGAUAGCUACAUAAGUAAUACAAAACUGUUCUUUGAGAAAGCUCAACAAAAUCAAAGCUGAAUUCAUGACAAGAUCAACAAUUAUGAGAAAUGAUAAUAGUUUCACUUAUUAUAGAAAAGACAGAAACAGACAGCUAAAGAAUUCAAAAACUUUUUUGAAAGAAUAUUUAAUUGUUCAAUGUUAAGUGAAUCAAGGGAAAGAAUUAUUACAGUUAGGCAAAACUUAGAAGAACCCCUAGUGAAAGAAAUUGAACAAGUAAUAAAUAUGCUCAUGAUCAGAAAAGCACCGGGGACAGGUGGAUAGUGGAGUUGGUGGGAUACAUAGUCAUUUAAUUUAUACCUGUAACUAAUGAUAAACAAUUGAUAAUGAAAAACGAUUCGGAGUGAAGUUUGGUUAUACAUGUUUUGAAAAUUUUUAAUAUUUAAGAUUUUAGUUAAAAUUUGAUUUUAAAACUUAUCAAAAAAAAAAAAAAUACUACAUUACACUGAAUUUUAUUUUUUGAGACAAAACUUAUUUGUUUUUUCACCAUGACAUUACAAAUCCACAAUAAAGUUAUUUAAUAUAAAAAAAUAUUAUAAUAUCUGCAUAAUAUUAGAAUUUCAAAAAGCUAUGAUUUAAAAAUUAAACUGAUCCGCUUAAUUCUAGAUUCACCAUCAUUCUUAAAUCGGCAAAAAGUAAACAUAUGAUCAAAAAAAAACAAAUUAAAAAAUUUGUAUGGACCAGUAGAUUUGUUCCAUAUAAUUGUUUUUUCAAACCAGUAAUACUUUUGAUAGAAAACAUAAGUUAAACAGAUUAAAAUAAUUAAAUCGGGAUACUGCUCAAUAUAGUUAAACCAAAAAAGUCCCUUGUUGAUAACUAUAUUGAAAUAUAAUUUAAUAUUAUACUAAUAUAUAUAUUAUUAUUUUUUUUUUUUUAUGUUAUUAGAAUAUAGCAAUACAACCAGAAGAUACAAUAAGAUUAAAAAUAGUUGGUACCCGUGUCGAUGCAUCUGGAAUUGUAUGUAUUUUAUAGCAUAAUAUUUUUUUUAUGCAUUAAUAAUCUAAACUAAUUACCUAUUUUAUUUUAUAGUGAAUAAAUUAAUAAGUAAAUGAUUGUAAUGUUCUAGCAAUGUUCAAGCAAUAAUAAUUACCUACAGUGGCAGCUCGCACUAUGGUGCCUAAGAGCAUGUCUACUACUUUAUAAAAUAUUAAAAAAAAAAAAAAAAUCUAUUGUAAAUUAUAAUUUGUUAUUAGGCACUAUCAUAUAUACAUUAUCCCUUUAAUGAAAAAAUUAUUUUUGUAAAAAAAAAAAAAAAUGUUUUUGCAUCUUUUGCCAUUGAUAAGUGUGUCAAUUAAUUAUUAAAUAAUUGCAGUGCAAAAAUUUUGUUUUACUCCGGAAAAUUAUACAAAUAUUGACUAAAUGUGUCAGCAGUAAAACAUGAUCUAUUGAAGUGCAUUUAAUGCGUUCAUUUGACCUAUUUUUAUUGGGCUACACUGUCAACAUCCAUUAUUAAAACAUUUUAAUUUUACCAUAUAAAAAGCUUGAACAAAUUGAAUGUAGGCAUAUUAUUUUAAGUAUUUUGAGCACCUAUAACUUAUAAUAAUAUUAAUUUAAAAAUCUUCAGUUGGAAGGACAUUUAACAGGGUACCCUAUUAUGUCACAUAUUUAAAUGUGUAUUCAUGGUCUUUAUUUAUUUUAAUUUUGUGCUAUUCAUAAAUAUAUUACUUAUGAAAAACUAUAAUAAUAAUUUGAAAUAAAUGUAAUUUAAAUAUUUUUUUAAUAAAUAAAACCCAAAGUCCAUAAAAAGAACAUUAAUUUUGGCAGCAAUAUUAAUGUUUUGUAAAAUAGGUAUUUAUUUAACAAGUUAAAGAAUUUAUAGAUUUUGUAUUUUAUACAUAGUUAUAAAAUAAAAAUAUAUGUUAUAAAAAAGUCUCUACUUUUUCCAUUUAUACUAAAUUACUUGAUUAUAAGUAAUUUUCUCAAUUAAUAAUCCUUAAUAAUUUAUCCUUAAAAUGUGAGUAUUAGAUUUAUAUCAGAACACUACACGGUGGCUGUUAUUUUCAUAUGUUCUACCUAUUAUAACUAAUUGUAAUGUACUUGUUUUUGUUUACAGUUUGCGAUCGGAACAUUAAUGGAUGAUUAUUUAGGUUGGUACAAAAUCAAAUUUCAUAAAAUUAUGGACAAUUUUAAUAAUAACAAUGCGUGGAUUUUAUUUUUCAGGAUUAAUUCACUGAGAAAUGAGCUGUGGUUAGAGUAAUUAUUUGUUUGUCUUUAUAAUGUGUACAAUUUAUAUUUAAUAAAAAUGAAAUAUUUUGUAUAA
Molecule: messenger RNA, 4202 nt
Organism: Cinara cedri
Lineage: Eukaryota; Metazoa; Arthropoda; Insecta; Hemiptera; Aphididae
Source: the annotation of a GenBank genome assembly